AUGUCCGACCAAUACGACCAGGAUAAGUUGGCCGAAAACCUUCAAAAUUCCUCCAUUGGUGGUGAGCAGAAGCAAGGCCAACAACGGUACCAAACACUGUCUUUCAAUGCUGGUAACACCAACACCUUUGUUCCUCAACAGGGGUACCAAGCAUACAAUGACCAGUACAAUUUCCAAGGCCAAUACCAACAGUACAAUCAGUAUAAUGCUCAAGGUGGUCAGCAAUUCAACCAAGGUGGCUACAACCAAGCCUAUAGCCAAGGAGGUUACAACCAAAACUACAACCAGAACUACAACAAUAGAGGUGGUUAUAACAACAGAGGUGGUUACAGUAACAGUAACAGAGGUGGCUACAACAACUACAACAACAAUUAUAAUAACUACAGCCAACAACAACAACAAUCACAAGGUGGUCAAGCUAUGUCAUUGGCUGAUUUCCAAAAGCAGCAACAAGCCAGUCAAGCUGCCUUGAAUGAAAAACCUAAGAGAAAGUUGAAAUUGGCUUCUACUUCCGGUAUUAAGAUUGGUAAUAAGCCAGUUGCUGCUGCCAAAAAGGAAGAAUCUCCAGCUCCUCAAGUCAAGGAAGAAACUGCUUCAACUGAAGAAUCCAAACCAGCCACCCCUGCUCCAGAAGCACCAAAUAAAGCUGCCACUCCUGCCCCAGAAGCACCAAAUAAAGCCGCAACUCCUGCUCCAGAAGUACCAAAGAAGUCUGCAACUCCUGCUUCUGAAGAACCAAAGAAGAAAACUACUUCAGCUACUCCUGCUGCCUCAGCUAGUGUUCCAGCUUUAGCUUCAAAUGCAGAUCAAUUGGUCAAGGAACAAGAAGAAGAAGUGGAUGAAGAACUUAUUAACGAAAUGUUUGGAGGUAAAGAACAUAUGUCUAUUAUUUUCAUGGGUCAUGUUGAUGCUGGUAAGUCCACAAUGGGUGGUAACAUUUUGUACUUGACAGGAUCUGUCGAUAAGAGAACAGUUGAAAAAUACGAAAGAGAAGCAAAGGAUGCUGGUAGACAAGGUUGGUAUUUGUCAUGGGUCAUGGAUACCAAUAAGGAAGAAAGAAAUGAUGGUAAGACCAUUGAAGUUGGUAAAGCCUACUUUGAAACUGAGAAGAGAAGAUACACCAUUUUGGAUGCUCCGGGCCACAAGUUAUAUAUUUCCGAAAUGAUUGGUGGUGCUUCUCAAGCAGAUGUUGGUAUCUUAGUUAUUUCUGCAAGAAAGGGUGAAUAUGAAACCGGUUUUGAAAAGGGAGGACAAACCAGAGAACAUGCAUUGUUGGCUAAGACUCAAGGCGUUAACAAGAUUAUCGUUGUUGUCAAUAAGAUGGACGAUCCUACUGUCAACUGGUCCAAGGAAAGAUACACAGAAUGUACUACCAAGUUGGGUCAAUAUUUGAAAGGACUCGGAUAUGCUAAAGAAGAUAUCAUUUACAUGCCCGUUUCAGGUUAUACUGGUGCUGGUUUGAAAGACCGUGUCAAUGCUAAAGACUGUCCUUGGUAUGAAGGUCCCGCUUUAUUAGAAUUUUUAGAUAACAUGAAGCUUGACGAACGUAAAGUCAAUGGGCCAUUCAUGUUGCCUGUUGCUGGUAAGAUGAAGGAUAUGGGAACUGUUGUUGAAGGGAAGGUUGAAUCAGGACACGUUGCCAAGGGCUCCAAGUUAUUGAUGAUGCCUAACAAAGAUACUAUUGAAGUAUUAACUAUAUACAAUGAAACUGAACAAGAAGCCGACAAUGCCUACUGUGGAGAACAAGUUAGAUUGAAGAUCAAGGGUAUUGAAGAAGAAGAUAUUCAACCAGGUUUUGUCAUAACUUCAUUGAAGAACCCUGUUAACACUGCAGUUAAGUUUGAAGCUAUCGUUGCUAUUGUUGAAUUACGUUCUAUUUUAUCAAAUGGUUUCUCCUGUGUUAUGCACUUACAUACAGCCAUUGAAGAAGUUAAGAUUGUUGAAUUGAAACACAAAUUGGAGAAGGGUACUAACAGAAAGUCCAAGAAACCACCAGCAUUUGCUAAGAAGGGAAUGAAGGUUGUGGCUAUUUUGGAAACCAGUGAGCCAGUUUGCGUUGAAAGAUUUAAAGAUUACCCUCCAUUAGGUAGAUUUACUUUGAGAGAUCAAGGUACUACAAUUGCAAUUGGUAAGAUCACUAAGCUUCUCAAUUAA
Molecule: messenger RNA, 2154 nt
Organism: Lizanozyma spartinae
Lineage: Eukaryota; Fungi; Ascomycota; Pichiomycetes; Serinales; Debaryomycetaceae
Gene: SUP35
Product: translation termination factor GTPase eRF3
Exons: 1
Coding region: 1-2154 (717 amino acids)
Biological process (GO): translational termination; nuclear-transcribed mRNA catabolic process, deadenylation-dependent decay; translation
Cellular component (GO): translation release factor complex
Molecular function (GO): GTPase activity; GTP binding; translation release factor activity
Source: RefSeq, a predicted model, not a curated record